GGAGGAGGAAACACUCCUGCCAGUUGCUGGAGGUAGUUAGCCACCAAAUUCGGAGGUGUUUCAUUCAGACGAAACUUACAGAAAAUCGUAUUACCAAGCCAACGGUUCUUCUCGUCGUCGUCACUGUCUGUGGGAUGUUACUGGACGAGACGCCGCUCUUCGACCCUUCGUUGCUCCAGGACCUGGACUGGAGUAGCAACACUGUGCCCUUCUCUCCACCCAUUUCCCCCUCCCAACCAGGAGAAGGCCUGGUCCUCCGUCCCCUUCACACUGCCGACCUAAACCGAGGAUUUUACAAAGUGCUGUCUCAGCUCACCCUGGCCGGAGAUGUCACACCUGAACAGUUUAUCAAGAAUUUCGAGCACAUGAAGAAGACGGGCGAUUACUACGUCAUUGUAGUGGAGGACACAAAUAUUGGGCAAAUUGUUGCUACAGCAACACUCAUUACAGAGCACAAAUUCAUCCACGCCUGUGCCAAGAGAGGGAGAGUGGAGGAAGUUGUAGUGAGUGACGAGUGCCGAGGGAAGCAGUUGGGGAAACUGUUGGUGUCAACUCUCACCCUUCUCAGCAAAAAAUUGGAUUGUUACAAAAUAACAUUGGAAUGUGCACCAAAUAAUGUGGCCUUCUACAAGAAAUUUGGUUACUCUGCAUCAGAUGAGACGUACAUGCAAUGUCGGUUCUUUGAAUAAGGUCUUGCCAAGCUCCUGAUGGCUGGAUGGAACUGGGAUAACAAACCCCCAAACCCCUCAUACAAACAGACAGGCUAAGAUCCCAAAGGUACAUCACCUCUUUGGAGCUCCUGCUGUGCAUUCUUCAUAUACCACCCCCCAAGAGAAAAUUAAACUGGUCAUGUAAGAACACUGUGCUCCAUGAAGACACUGCUUAGGCUGUUACAGUAAGUGUACUUCAGAACGUGCAUUUCAAAAUGUCAGCAUACACCCUCCAUAUUUGAACCUCUGAACUACAGCAGUUGUUCCUUUGAGUGCUUGGAGUGGAAAGAUUGUGGGACUGGAGGUCAACCUGACUCACUGUUUACAUAAAACGACAAUGCUGUGUUUCGUUGUUCGACCCAUGACAGGAUCAAAUUUAGACUGUUCGGCCCAGCUGUAGAAGCUGUAAUUCUCGAGAUACAAAGGUGAUUAGCAAGGUCUCUAACACCCCUGCACCAAUGACUAAUUGAACUGUGAAUAACAAUGUACAAAUGUAUAAAUCAUUAUUUCAUAUGUAUUGAUUAUGCAUUAGCAUAAGUUACCCGUUUUUCUGCUAUUUGCACCUCAGUAACCAAAAUAGAACCCAAAUCUAUUGUUUGAUAUGUAUGCAGAAUGCUAAAACAAAGUGUUUACUCCAGGGAUGUGUUUUUUGUUUCUAGUAUUGGCCAUCUUGUGCAAAGGUACUGUAAAAUUUGGUGUACACAUUGCCACCCUGUCUUGAGAAUCCCACAGCAAGAGUCUGGUGUGAGAGUUACCUCCCAUUUUGUUCCCUAUUUUUAGUAGCCCUUGAGGAUGCAUUGAAAACAUUUACAUCAGAUUUUACAAUGCUUCAUCCAAAUGAGUCAUGUUACUGGAAAGGUGUACUCCCCUCUUUAACUGUCACAAGUUUUUAAAAACACUUAUUUUAAUGUUUGACUUCAUGAUGUAAAAAGCCAAAGACUGGAUGUACAUAAAAAUACUGUUAGAUGAAGUACAUUAGAAGGAAAAACACCAGUAAAAAGGGCUUGUUUUCUCAUUUUAUGAAUGAAUAUUCUGGACACUUUUGGUUGAGUGGUGGUGUUAUGCUGUUAAUCAUCAGAAUUUCUGGUACUGGUGGAUAUCUAAGUAACAUAGAUGGUUAAACUUAUGUAUGUGGCAAUUAUUCAUUUAUCAGUCUCCCAGUUCAGAAUUUUACAUUAUUUUAAACAUUAUUUGUGAUGUGUGUAACUCAAUAUAAUUUGAUGGCAACGAGCAAGAGUUAGAACCCCAAACCCACUGUAUUCCAUGUGGAAUUCAGGUAGAUGGUUGAUUUUUUUUUUUUUUUUUAAUAAACUGCAAUCCUGCUCAAACACAGCAUACAAUGGAAUUGGACCCAAGGUAAAUGAGGAAAUUUACAAAAGAUCUCCAACAUUUUCCCCUUACAGAUGAAGAGAGACACACACACACAUAUAUAUUAUAUAUAUAUAUAAAUUGCCAUUUACUGAGUUUUUGGGGUAUGAGAAUUU
Megalops cyprinoides (Indo-Pacific tarpon) is the source of this 2194-nucleotide messenger RNA. RefSeq names its product glucosamine-phosphate N-acetyltransferase 1 (gene gnpnat1). Gene Ontology annotation, cellular component: Golgi apparatus; endoplasmic reticulum-Golgi intermediate compartment; endoplasmic reticulum. The record is from RefSeq and is a predicted model, not a curated record. Gene Ontology annotation, molecular function: monosaccharide binding; glucosamine 6-phosphate N-acetyltransferase activity. Gene Ontology annotation, biological process: UDP-N-acetylglucosamine biosynthetic process. Bases 135 to 689 code for a protein of 184 amino acids. Lineage: Eukaryota; Metazoa; Chordata; Actinopteri; Elopiformes; Megalopidae. The transcript has 6 exons.